Molecule: messenger RNA, 1154 nt
Organism: Styela clava
Lineage: Eukaryota; Metazoa; Chordata; Ascidiacea; Stolidobranchia; Styelidae
Biological process (GO): carbohydrate metabolic process
Cellular component (GO): cytoplasm
Molecular function (GO): glucose-6-phosphate 1-epimerase activity; carbohydrate binding
Source: RefSeq, a predicted model, not a curated record
UUUAUUUAACUUCUAUUAAUCUAUUAUAUGAAUAUGGAUGCAAAUGUUGUUACUUUGAUUCAUGAUAAUGGCUCGUCGGCAAAAAUCCAUUUAUUUGGUGCAACAGUUAUAUCAUGGAUUAAUGAUAAUACAGAGCAGUUGUUCUUGAGCACUUUGUCAAAAAUGGAUGGAAGCAAGGCAAUCAGAGGAGGAAUACCAGUCAUAUUUCCGAACUUUGGUCCAUGGUCAUGUGGUCCUCAACAUGGGUUUGCUCGAAUUUCCUGGUGGAAGUUACAAAAACAGGAAAAGUUAGAAGACUAUGUGAAAGCAACGUUUGUUUUAGAAGAAAAUGAUCACACAUUAUCAUUGUGGAAAUACAGAUUCCGGUUGACAUACACUGUUGAAUUGAGACCACAGGAGUUAGAGACAUCUCUUUCCAUAUCGAACACUGGUACCGAAUCAUUUGAUUUCACAGCUUUGCUUCAUACGUACUUCAGAGUGUCAAGCAUUAAAGAGUGUUCAGUCACUGGGUUUGAAGGCUGUACAUACAAUGACAAGGUUACUAAGGAAGAUGGGAGAGUGGAAAAUCGUGAAAAAAUCCACGUUGAUGCUAAUGUGGACUCUGUAUACAUUUCUGCAGGAACCAAAUGUCAUUUUGUAUCCAGUCAGGGGAGGAAAAUCAAAAUAGAAAAACAAAAUCUCAAGGAUACAGUUCUUUGGAAUCCAUGGUCUGCCAAAGCAAAAGAAAUGUCGGACUUUGAUGAUGAAGGUUAUUUGAAUAUGAUUUGUGUUGAAGCUGGACAUGUCAGUGAAAGGAAAGUUUUACAGCCAGGCGAAAUAUUUGGUUGUGGUCAGAAGUUGAAAAUUGUGAACUAACUACCAUUACUUUUCCUAAUAUCAAUGUUGCACUUAAUUAUAAGGUUUAUUUAUUUUUCCUAUGGGUCAUUGUGCAGUACAAUAUGCCAUGGAUGUCUGUCUAUAGGCCCAGUAGGCAUUGAGAAAUACAAUCAAAACAUAUGUGAUCUUGUCUUGAUCAUCACAACUUGGGCAAAAAUAUUUCAGGUUGCCUAUUUGCUAUUUAUCAGAGGAGUGCUUCACCGAAAUUCAGACUUAUUUUCAAUGAUGCAGUAUCAUGUAAUGAAAUCUAGCUGCAAAAUACAACAUAUGAAAAAUGA